UCAACUGGAAAUACGAUACAGCACGCACUGCUUUUAAGUCAAGCCCCAGCCCUACAGCAUGAAAUAAAAUCAGUUUCUUUCUAAAUUCGUGAGCAGUCAGUCGCCGCUCCGAUUCGGUUUCUAAAUUUCUAGUAAACAAAUUUGAUUGGCUUCUAAAUUUUUUUCAUUCGAAUAUCCAAAUUUAAAUUCAGUUUCGACUUGCAAUAUGUUGGUUUCAGGCAAAAGCGUUUGCAAAGUUUCCCAGUCGAUCUUGCAACUGUCCCGGCUAAAUCUAUUUGGUAGACGAUGUCCAUGUGCUGUGCAACAGCACCGUCUAUUGGACACACUUUACGGUACGGAGUCCUGCGAAGAGUGUGUGGAGGCCUACGUUCUCCCUACACUGAAGAAGGGUCUGAAGAAAAGGGAGAAGCCCGACACGUCGAAGGUACCGGAACCAUGCUGGCAAGCUCUCCGCCGCACUGAAUACAAAUGCCGCACCGACCCCGAAUUCAACCUCAGUGCAUGGCUCGAUACCAGAAAAGAAUGUAUAGAGGACGAUUGUGCCACGGAAGUUCCUCGUUCUGACUUGACCAAAUAUAGACCUGGAGACAAGCUGAAUCGAAAAUACCAGCGCACGUGGGUUGAGUGCGUGCUGAAGCGUCGUAAGAUGAGGGCCAAGUGUGUCUUCAAGCCCCCAAGUAUGGAACGUCGUAAGCGCAAGACACCAAAGAAGGGUAGCUGUGAUGUAGGCACCUGCACAUUGGGUGCUCCGAAGUUGGCGCUGGCUCACUGCACAGAUUUCUCCAAGGACAAGAAAUGCCCGAGACAAACUUCGCCCGGCUGCGGUGCCGCACGUAUUCCUGGCAAAUGCCGUCGUGGCGACGGUAGAGCACCGAAAGACUGCCGCAAACGCCUCACCAAAUACCCAAGUUUCUCCGAGUGUCUCAUGGAUCCGCUUCCAGAUGCACCUCCAACAGAGUGCAACUGCCUUCAGAAGCCAUCCAUGUGCAGCGUUUGGGAAUACUUCCGCAACAAAAAGUCCUAGACCGACUAGCACGAGCUCGCGCCAGCCAACUCUUGGGCAUGCUUUCAAGGGGCUGCAGCAAGUAUCGUACCAGUCGAACUAGUAUAGACUAGUACAAAUAAAAUAUACAAAUAAAAAUCAAA
This is a messenger RNA of Scaptodrosophila lebanonensis, 1146 nucleotides long. RefSeq lists its product as uncharacterized. Bases 206 to 1024 code for a protein of 272 amino acids. NCBI's taxonomy places the organism in Eukaryota, Metazoa, Arthropoda, Insecta, Diptera, Drosophilidae. The transcript has a single exon. The record is from RefSeq and is a predicted model, not a curated record.